Molecule: messenger RNA, 3460 nt
Organism: Bactrocera latifrons
Lineage: Eukaryota; Metazoa; Arthropoda; Insecta; Diptera; Tephritidae
Gene: Hmg-2
Product: high mobility group protein 20A
Exons: 3
Coding region: 928-2514 (528 amino acids)
Biological process (GO): regulation of gene expression
Cellular component (GO): nucleus
Source: RefSeq, a predicted model, not a curated record
GGCCGGUAUAAUCUAAGUAAAUAUAGUGGUAAUUAGAAGAACUUUCCAAUCGCUUUUACAUUUUAUUUGUAGUAUAUUAUAAAAAUUGGCUCUUAUAAUAUGAAAAAUCAAAUUGUUAAUAACUUUAACACCAGUUUGCCGUGGAAACGAAUAACACUGAACAUACCGCUCAGUUUUGAAGCAAAAUACUGCACUGAACACAACUGAACAGCUGUGCAUAGGAAAAAGCAAGCGAGUUUAUCCAAAUGAAUAUCAUGUGUUAUUUAAAUCAAUAAAAGGAAGUCCACCGUUUUUGCAAUGGAGUAAAGCGAGCUUAAAUAAUACAAAAAUACUAAUACUCGACAAAUUAACUUGUAUGUAAAGCAAAAUUUCCGACGGGUACAAAAUUUAGAUAAAGAACGUUAUUUCAAAAGUCUACUAUAAUAUGCUUUACAAAAAAGGACAGUGAAAAUUGUAUGGUGGUAUAAACAGUGGGGUUGCACUGAACACAUAAAUUCAAAGUGGUAUAAUAGAUGAAAUUAAAGAAUAGGCAAUAUAUGUAUAUGUCCAAACGAGCUAAAUACACGUAACUUUUGGCUCUCCUUUUUUUUUAAAGAAAAUUAAAUAUUUGAAAGACGUUAAUAUUAAAAAAAUAUUUCGUUCGCAAGCAAUUAGAACAAGAUUUCAUUAUGUUGCAACCCUGGGUAUAGCAUGCGACUUUAGUAUAUAUGGCCAACUAAACAUACCCAGCACAGCGGCCUUUUCAUAUGUUGAGCUGAAUUCGUGCAAGAAAGUUCGUUAGCAAAUAAUAUAUUGCUUUGCCGUGCAUAUAAAUUAAAUAGUGCUAGUGAAUUUACUAAAUAACAGCUAGUUUCAAAACAAUCAAUAGACUGCUACAAAACUUUUUAGAUAGUGGUGUUUGCAUUUUCUUACUUGUAUUAACAAGUUAUGGAAAUUGUUGAAUCAACAACAGAGGGUAGCAAAAAACAAAUGAACGAAACGUUAACAGCGGCGUCAAUGGCAGACAGCAGCGGCAAUAGUAGUUUGACUGGUAGUGCUGGUAGCAGCGCUGCUAAUAGUUCUCUGGCUGUUACUACAACAGCGGAAACUAGAACAAAGGAUAACAAUACAACAACAAAUUUAACAACUUCAACUGAAAGCAGUACUAGCAAGGAUAUUGAUAUGGAUAUAGAAGAGAUACCAUUAAAGUCCACAGCAACAACAGAUUACACCAAAACCGAUGAACAAUGCCAACAACAGUCGGGAAAGUUGUUAUCAACACAUAAGGCGGGAAUGCUUACACAUUUGGAUGUUGAUAUACCCAUUAUAUCAUUGUCUGAUGGUGAAGAUGCUCUGGGCUCACAUCAACCAACUACCCUGCAAAAAGCUAGCCGUAAACGUAGUAGUGUUGGCGCUGCUACAGCAGAAGACGACCAGUCAUUCCGCUUGAAACGGCGUAAAAUUAAAGUGGCCGGAGCGCCAAAAAUGCCCUUGACUGGUUAUGUACGUUACAUGAAUGAUCGACGCGAGAUGCUGCGAAAGGAACUGCCCUCCAAGACAGCGAUUGAGCACACCAAAAUUAUCGGUGAAGAGUGGCAAAAGAUGACGGAGGACAAAAAAGCGCCGUAUAUGAAAGCAGCUGAAAUUGAUAAGCAACGUUACCUCGCCGAAUUGCACACUUUCCUUAAAGAGCGUCCUGAUGUGCUGGCCUGCGAGCUGGCCAAAGACAAGCAAAUACGCAAAAGUCCCGGCGAGGCUGGCAAAACGGUCUUAAAGGAGAAAUCACAGUCUGUAGGCAAUAUAAAAUCGCCAAAUAAGGAAGCUAAUGCCAACACAGCCGCCGGUAAAGAUAAAUCACGCCGCAGUUCGGAAAAGGACAAUUCACCGCCAGCACUGCCACCACCAGCGACAACAUUGGAUAAUAAGCCACGACGUAAGCGCACACCGACACCACCCACAGCAGGCGAUGCACACAAUAGUCAAAGCAAAAACAGUACAUCACACACUAACAACAACAACAAUCACAAUUCCACAUCAAGUAGUAAUCACAAUAACAAUUCAACCAGUACCACAACACCAAUAAGCACUAAUACAGCCAACUCACUAGCAGCCGCAACAGCCGUGCCCGGUGAAAUACCAAUAUUCACCAAUGAAUUUCUGGAGCAUAAUAAAGUUUUCGAUAUGGAAUUACGUACGCUACGCAAGUCGAAAGCAGAUUUGGAACAGCAAAAUGCUGUACUGGAGAAACAUGUGGAGAAUAUGAAAUUCGGUGUGGAAAAAAUGACUAACGAGAAUGACGAAUUGGCGGAAAAGAAUCGUUUACUCGAAUUAUAUUUGGAUAAAUUAAAGGCAAAGUUAGCGCAUGCGCUCUCUGGUUUGGCCAUACCAACACAACCGAACGGUGCCACAAUGGAUAACAUCGAGAAAUAUAUGACUGAUCUCUAUAAGAUGGCUACAACAAAUACACACGGACCGGCGAGUCUCAAUAAAGCGAAGGAUAUUAUAAGAAAAUUAGAUUUACAGAUUAAUUUGUAACUUAGUUUAAGGUCUCAGUAAGCGGUGUUAGUUGUUGAUAUUUUUCUACUAUGUAAGAGUUAGGUUAGGUCAUUUAAUUAUCUUUAGUGUCAUGAGUAACUAGCUAUAAGACAUUAUUCUGUAGCCACGCUAAUGGAUAGAACAUUUAAUGUAUGCAUACCAAUCUCUUUGAAACAAGUUCAAUUUGAAUAUUUGGAGAAAGGAUUUCAUCUUCUAUUUCCGGUGUUGUAACCUGGACAAAUCAAGAUAGAAACAUAUAUAUUUUUUGUUUCUUCUUUCAUUUAUCACUUUUUUUGUUUGUUUUAAUUUUAUAAUAUUUUACACUAAAUAUUCUUCUUUUGCAAAGUAAGCUAUGCUGAAAUAAUAUUUAAGGCCAUAUAUCCAAUAAAAGAAAUUAGUUAUUAAAUAUUGUAGCGGAAAACCAUAAAAAUCUGUCGAUAAUACAUAUCUUUAGCUAAUUGAAGCUUCAAGUUGUUACUAAAAAAAAAAAUGCAUACAUGGUGUCGCAAAAUAUCAUUAUCAGAUUUUAGCAUAAAAUAAAAUAAUUACCACGCUACAUUCAUUGUUGCACUACAACAAACACAAAUAGUUUUGGAAAAUAAUUAAAAAUUUGCCAAUAAUACUUUUGCUGCCGAGUGUAAUGAAAAAUAAUUUUAAAAUAUGUAUGUACUGUAAUUAAAAAAAAAUAAUAUUUUUUCGUACAACCUCAAGUGCUAUGUUCCUUCCAAUCAAUUACAUACUAGUAUUUAUAGCUUCCUUGUUAGUAACAUAAUUUUAAAACUCGUAUUUUUUAAUUAUAACAUAAACAAACAGUUUGGCUGGGUUGUGACUUCAACUACAACUAAUGAAUUGUUUUUUAUUUACUUUUUUUGCUAAGUUUUAAACGCUUAAAUUGUUGCAAAGUGUUACAAGAAAGUUGUAAAUAUACAUAUGUACAUAAAUAUCA